Microthlaspi erraticum is the source of this 909-nucleotide messenger RNA. The record is from the annotation of a GenBank genome assembly. Lineage: Eukaryota; Viridiplantae; Streptophyta; Magnoliopsida; Brassicales; Brassicaceae.
AUGGGCAAGGAACUGAAGGAGAAGGCCUUGUUGAGUUGGGAGAUAGACAACUUCUCCCAAAGGAACAAUGUGAUGAUCUCGCCAACCUUCUCAAGCGGCGGCUGCAAAUGGUAUGCCAAGGUUUAUCCCAAGGGAUACCUUUUUCAUGAUCACUUGUCCGUGUUUCUGCACGUAGUGAAUCCUAAAUCAUUGAGACCUGGAUGGAAAAGGAGAGCUAGCUUUUGCUUUGCUUUGUUGAAUCAAUCCGGAAAAGAGCUCUACAGGUCACCUGACGAAUGGAGAUGCACCUUGUUCUGCGCUGAGUGCCAAAGCUGGGGUUUCGUUAGGACGUUGCCUCUUACGAAGCUCCAUGAAAAAGGAUUUCUGGAGAAGAACAAACUAACGGUUGAAGUCUACAUGAAAGUGGUUGAAGUUGUUCAUCAAGGCAAAUCAACUGCGAAUGAUGUGUUUGAUUGCAAUGGUUUCCAUGUCACUGCUUCUCAAUCUCCUUCGGUGGGAGCUAUUUUUGCAGACCACCCAGACUUUGCAUUACAUGUCAUAGCAAAGAACAAAGGGCUGAAAACAGCCUACAUGAAUCUCCUCCUUGGCCUCAUCAAGACUCUGAACAAGUCUCCAAAGAGCUUGUCUAGGACUGAAUUAAGCAAUGCUCAAAGCAAAUUGACCGAGCUGACGGAAGCAGGCUUCAACCUCGACUGGUUGGAGUCAAAGCUUGAGGAAAUUCACUCGGAGAGGAAGAAAGCACUUUCUGAUGGAUCUUGUGUCCAACAGUUCCAGCUCGAGGAACGGGUCAAGAAUCUGGAAUUGGCUUUGUCGGUUCAGAAGAUCAAAUCUGGUGCUAAAGUUUCUCCGUUUGAGUUGAUAGAUUUUCUUGUAAAGAGAUUCUUUCUCUCUUGCUUCUCAAUCUCGUAA